Messenger RNA from Nezara viridula (southern green stink bug), 1574 nucleotides. The record is from the annotation of a GenBank genome assembly. Lineage: Eukaryota; Metazoa; Arthropoda; Insecta; Hemiptera; Pentatomidae.
UUGAAACUUGUUAUUUAUAGUUAUUGGAAUUUGGGAUUAAAUUUGUUUAUUAUGACGAAGUUAGAAUCUACAGUCAAAAAAGAUAUCAUCAGAGGUUUGAAUUCUGCUAUAGACAGUGAAAAAUCAGAUGAUGACAAUAAAGCUUAUUGUUUCUACAUUGAAAGUCUGUCACUGAUUGCUGAAGUACUUAAAAAGGAUUCAGUUAGUGAAGAUUCAACAUUGACACUGAGAGAUAAAUGGAAUUUGAUUGAGUUCGCUAAACAAAGCCUAUCCCGUGUUUCAAUCCUCUUAAGAAAAGAAGGUCCUAUACCUGAUGGGAGGGUCGUUGACAAUCCACCUCUUUCGCCAUCAGCACCUGCUGACUCCAACUUUCAGAUAAAUUCAUCACCAGUUUCUCCUCUUAGGGAUUGUGACUUAUCAGAAGAUCCGAUAAUGAUGGCAAGAUACCAACGAAGGAUUGAACUUGCAGCCAGUGCUUUAGAAAAGCAAAAUAUUGAAUUGGAAAUGGCAAGACAGUUUGUUGAAAAAGCUGCAAUCAGUCGAAAUAGACUAGUUAGGGCAACUGCCUGGGCAAUGCAUCAUGCACAUAAAAAAUUUCAAAUCCAAGAAAAAUUACAUGGAGGAAGGCUUAGGGAAAGUGAUUUAAGAAAGCAACAGUUAUAUGCGGUUUCUUUACAGUUUGGAGAAGGAAAUGUAUGGCUCACACAGCUUCAUCAGGACCUGGCUCUUUAUCCAAAUCAUGAAAAAAUUGCGAGGGAACUUUUGGAUAACGUUUUAACAGAUAGUUCACAUCCAAUAAAAGCAACAAUUGAUAGCAUGCAAGAUAAAGUUAAUAGCAUGAUAACCAAUGCAAUGAUAAAUGAAAAAUGUGAACCACAGCCUCAGCUUUUUGAUGCUAUUUGUAAAGUUAUUCAAGAAGAUAUUGGUGUAGUACAUGAUGUAUUGAAAGCUCUUUUCGAAUCGCUGAAAACAGAACGAAAUUCUAUUAUAACAUCUGAAGCUAUUCAUCAUGUGUAUUUCUCUCAGGUUAAACCUGCACUGAUAUCUCUUAUUAGAAUGAUUCACAAAGAUGUUGUCGAAGGUCUUAAAACUAGGAUAGAAGAUGAAUAUGAAGAGAGCAAGGCUGAUAUAUCUGAGGAAUGCAAAGAAGCUGUAACAAAGCUGCACUAUCUCACAACGCUCCACAACCCAUACGAUAUGCUCGAUUGCACAGUUCAUAUCAUAAAACUUCUAGCUACGUCUAAGUUUGACAAGGGACAUUGUACUUCGAUAGGUGCCGAUGACUUAUUGCCUAGACUCUGCCAGGUCUUAAUAUCCAGCUGCUUGCCAACUGUUUGUGCCGAGGCUUACUUUAUGGAAGCGUUCAUGCCAUCUGAGAAGGCACUGGGCGAGGAAGGUUAUGCUGUCACCAUGUUACAGAGUGCUAUUGCUCACUUGACCAUGUCUUAAUUUCAGAUACUGUUAUAUUGUUAAAAUCUCAUUUUUAUAAUUUGUAAAAGUUUAUGUUUUAUCCCUAUAAAUUAAAUGUUAUUUAAAUUUUUUAAAAGAAAUAUUUUAUAAAUUAUGGUGGCGCA